AAUCUCAAACUUGUCGAUGCACUCAAGGAGAUCGCAGAUAGGAAGAAUAUAACCCCAGGGCAACUAGCAUUGGCGUGGGUACUAGCUCAAGGAGACGACUUUAUUGCCAUUCCCGGAACGAAGAAGAUCAAGUAUCUGAAGGAGAAUGUCGGAUCUCGAAAUGUCAAUCUUUGUAAGUACAUUGCCCUAAGACUUGCUACCGUGCUGACCAACUUUACAAUAUCAGCCUCGGAGGAACUCGCUUCCAUUGAAGGGAUUGUUAAGCGCAUCGGUGUCAUGGGGUCGAGGGGAGAGCACAGUCAGACUGAUGCAAAGAUACGUUGUUAUAGUAAUAAGCUCGAGAAUAUAAAGAACCAUUUCCUUAUUUCAGCUGAUUACUUGAGGAUCAGCCUGAAGUCGUGCCUGAACACUAGGAUCGAGAAGCCUAACAAUGCCUUCUCCUCCGAUGCAAGGCCUCGACUAUUAGACAGGGAUCCAGAGUUUGUCACGAUAUCACUCGACCCAAAGUGCUCCGAUGAAGAGUAUCGAGGAAGGGGAAUGCAGAUGCCUUCCUUGAUGCCUGUGGAGUUCGGGGGUCCUGCGUCACUAAAGCAAAUUUGUGGGCAUACUUUUCCGAUAGGACCGAGUGAAAUACCAUCUAGAGCAAAAUGUCGGAUAUCAUCUAUCGCUCAUUGGGAAGAAAUGGUCCCAAAGCGUCACCAAUAUCGACUAUCCCCACAGGGACUGAGUGCCUUUUACGGCAAUACCGUUACAGAUGAAGAAAGUCUCGAAGUACUCAAAAUGGCUGUCGACGAGGGAUGUACCUUUAUCGACACUGCUAGUGUAAGUGGGGUCUCCUAUCGACACUUGACUCAAUACAUCACCUCUAACGGCUUGUUAACCAGUUCUAUGGCCCACCACAGGUAUAUUGUGCAGGGAAAGAAUGAAAGACUAAUUGGACAGCUGCUGAAAGACCCAUCAAUUCGCCCGAAAGUGUUCGUCGGUACCAAAAUUGGUGGAUAUUGGGCAGAGGAUGGAUCCCUCCAAAUGACUGGCAACCCAGAAUUAAUCAGAAAAUACUGCGAAGAAAGCUUGAGGAAUUUACAGGUGGAUCGUAAUAUGCCAAUAGAGGAGACAUGGGGAGAGUUCAAAAGGCUCCAAGAAGAAGGAAAGGUUAAAUAUCUCGGUCUGUCAGAGGCUACUGCCGAUGAGAUUCGCAAAGCGCAUGCUAUUGCACCUGUCAGCGCCAUCCAAAUAGAGUUCUCCCCUUGGACCCCAGACAUCAGGGAUAAUGGCAUUCUCGACGUAUGUCGGGAGCUUGGAAUCUCUAUAGUUGCCUAUAGUCCUCUCGGACGUGGCUUUUUGACCGGUGCAUACAAGAGUCCCGAUGACUUUGAGGAAGGUGACUGGAGAAGGACCAAUCCGCGUUUCACGGGAGAGGCUUUUAAGGAGAAUCUCAAGCUCGUUAAUGCACUCAAGGACAUUGCCGAUAAAAAGGGAAUCACUCCCAGUCAGCUUGCGCUUGCAUGGGUUUUGGCCCAAGGAGAUGAUUUUAUCGCUAUUCCUGGAACAAAGAAGACGAAAUAUCUAAAAGAGAACAUUGGGGCGCGUCAAGUCAAGCUUUCUGAGGAAGACCUCAAAGAAAUCGAAACCGUUCUUGAAAAUAUCAAAGUAGUUGGAUCAAGUCUCAUUUGGCCUUCUGAAGUCAACUCCUACUCCUUAUCUCCUGAAUUACGAGUAAAAUGCGAAUAG
Messenger RNA from Acaulospora colombiana, 1731 nucleotides. NCBI's taxonomy places the organism in Eukaryota, Fungi, Glomeromycota, Glomeromycetes, Diversisporales, Acaulosporaceae. The record is from the annotation of a GenBank genome assembly.